Messenger RNA from Erythranthe guttata (spotted monkey flower), 1569 nucleotides. RefSeq names its product ATP-dependent zinc metalloprotease. Lineage: Eukaryota; Viridiplantae; Streptophyta; Magnoliopsida; Lamiales; Phrymaceae. The record is from RefSeq and is a predicted model, not a curated record. Gene Ontology annotation, biological process: proteolysis. Gene Ontology annotation, molecular function: ATP binding; metalloendopeptidase activity; ATP-dependent peptidase activity.
GGCGAGUGAAACGUAUGAAUUUGGACACGCGCAGAUGUUGUAAGCCAUGGCGAGUGGCGCAUUUGGGAAUUAGGUAUUAAGUUGCAGGAAAACCAUGGAAUUAUAGUACAGAUCGCGAUUUAGCAGACAAUCGGAACUCCAAUGGCGAGAUCAAUACCUCCAAACUUCAAAGCACCCAUCUUCUCACCUCCGUCGUCCACCUCACUAUCAUUUACAUUCCUUACACCAGCACAAUUUUCGCGCCGUAAAAUCGACUGGCGCUCCGCCAGAACCAGAGCGAUCAGAGAGUGGCAGGAGUACGAAGAAGCAGUCAAGGAGAAGGACCUCGCUCGUGCCCUUCGCUUCCUCAAAGACGUUCAGGUGGAAUUCGGUAGUUCCUCCACUGAGUCGACUCGUUCUGUGUAUGGCGAGUUGAGUUCACUCGGACUGGAGAGGGAUUGGGAGGUGCUGGACACGUGCUUGAACGCCGAUGAUUUGAGGCUUGUUGCGAACGCCUAUGCUUUUCUCAAAGAUCGAGGGUUCUUGCCCAAUUUCGGAAAAUACCGUAAUAUUGUUUUAGAGGGUCCAAGAGAAGUUACCCCGACCGUGUUGAAGUCUUCGACUGGUUUAGAAGUCUCGAAGCUUUCUCCGAAAAAGUGGGGAGUUUCCGGAAACUCUAGUCUCGUUUUGAUCGGUCUGCUUGGUGGAGUGUCUGUUCUGCUAAAUCAAGGAAUAGAUAUCCGACCGAAUCUUGCAGCAGUUCUUGGAUUGUCGAUGCUAGAUGCUAUUUUUCUCGGCGGCACAUGUUUAGCUCUGAUCUCUAGUUAUUGGCCUCCGUAUAAGCGUCGCAUUUUGGUUCACGAGGCUGGUCACCUUCUUGUAGCUUACUUGAUGGGUUGUCCAAUUCGUGGUGUAAUUUUAGACCCGAUUGUUGCAAUGCAGAUGGGCAUUCAGGGCCAGGCAGGAACACAAUUUUGGGAUGAAAAACUACAAAACGAGCUUGCGGAGGGCCGCGUAAGUGGUACCGCCUUCGACAGGUACUGCAUGGUGCUCUUUGCUGGGAUAGCAGCUGAAGCACUUGUAUACGGAGAAGCUGAAGGUGGAGAAAACGACGAAAACCUAUUCCGGAGCAUCUCUGUGCUUCUAGAACCUCCACUUUCCGUUGCACAGAUGUCGAAUCAAGCACGUUGGUCUGUGCUGCAAUCGUACAAUCUCCUGAAAUGGCAGAAACACGCUCACAGGGCAGCUGUCAAAGCUUUGGAAAACGGGGGCAGUCUCAGUGUAGUCGUAAGGAGAAUCGAAGAAACUAUGGUUUCGUAAUGAAACGAAAUGCUGUGAAUAUGAAUAGCACUUGUAAUGAGAGUUGUUUGCUUUUGUUGUAGAGAGAUUUGUGCCAUUACAUAUUUUGCAUGGGGAUAAGUCUUCAGUUUGGUGCUCUUCAGUUUGGUGCUGUUUAUGGAUUAAAUGACUUUUAUUUUGAAUUUUUGAGGUUAAAUGUAAAUGACUUUUAUUUUGAAUUUUUGAGGUUAAAUGUAUACAUUGUUACAACUGGAAAUAAAACAUAAUGGCUAUUUUGGUUCGCCAGACCCG